Messenger RNA from Acipenser ruthenus (sterlet), 4251 nucleotides. RefSeq names its product uncoupling protein 1 (gene ucp1). Gene Ontology annotation, molecular function: oxidative phosphorylation uncoupler activity. Bases 127 to 1056 code for a protein of 309 amino acids. The record is from RefSeq and is a predicted model, not a curated record. The transcript has 7 exons. Gene Ontology annotation, cellular component: mitochondrial membrane. Lineage: Eukaryota; Metazoa; Chordata; Actinopteri; Acipenseriformes; Acipenseridae. Gene Ontology annotation, biological process: mitochondrial transport; mitochondrial transmembrane transport; response to cold.
AAAAGAAGUUAAGACAACUAACCGGUACUUCACUUCAGUAUCAGCUGAGCUUGAUACAAUUCCAGUAGGACCGAUUUAAAUCCAUCGGACUUUUUUAAUAGCUCUCCUCCCUGUAACACUUUCAAGAUGGUUGGACUGAAACCCUCAGAUGUCCCCCCUACUCCAGGUGUGAAGUUCCUCAGUGCUGGAACUGCUGCCUGUAUAGCAGAUCUCUUCACUUUCCCACUGGACACAGCUAAAGUCAGAUUACAGAUUCAAGGUGAAAAGGCAACUGUUGAAGCUGCUAAAAAUAUCCGAUAUAGUGGAGUGUUUGGGACCAUUUCCACCAUGGUUAAAACAGAAGGUCCAAGAAGUCUAUACAAUGGAUUAGUAGCUGGACUGCAGAGGCAGAUGGCCUUUGCUUCAAUUCGCAUUGGCCUCUAUGACUCAGUCAAGCAGUUCUACUCCAAUGGGAAAGAAAGUGCUGGAGUUGGAAUCAGGAUCCUGGCAGGCUGCACCACUGGUGCAAUGGCGGUGUCUGUUGCACAGCCCACAGAUGUGGUGAAAGUCAGGUUUCAAGCGCAGUUGACCCUUAAAGGUGUUGAGAGGAGGUACAAGGGCACCAUGCAGGCCUACAAAGCCAUUUUCAGGCAAGAGGGGAUUCAAGGUCUUUGGAAAGGCACUCUACCAAACAUCACCAGAAAUGCCAUUGUUAAUGCCACAGAACUUGUAACUUAUGACAUCAUUAAGGAGACAAUCCUCAAGUACAAACUGUUGACAGAUAAUUUACCCUGCCACUUCUUUUCGGCUUUUGGAGCUGGGUUCUGCACCACAGUCGUCGCCUCUCCAGUUGACGUUGUAAAGACCAGAUACAUGAACUCUCCCCUGGGGCAAUACAAGAGCGCUAUCAACUGUGCCUGGACCAUGUUUACUAAAGAAGGACCAACAGCUUUUUAUAAAGGAUUUGUUCCCUCAUUCUUAAGGAUGGGUUCAUGGAACGUAGUGAUGUUUGUGUCCUUUGAACAACUGAAAAGGGCAAUGAUGAUGUCCAAGCAGUCUUUGGAGGGCACUGCAUAAACCUUCCUUGCUAUGGAGGGCAAUAAUCCCCAAUUCAGAACCUACCAUUAUAUUUUCUUAAGCGUGAUUUGCACAGGACUAAAAAUGAGGUGUCCUCAGAGUUGGUCAAAAGCAGAGGAUGUCUAGUAACCUCCCAGACUAGGAGUGGAUUAGUUUUUAUCAAAGAAAGUCGGCAAAUUCAAAAUGAAAUGCGAUGUUGUGGCCAGAGAAGGCGCUUUUGUGCACGAUUUGUAAACAGUGAACUGGGUGUAAAUGACUAAUUUCGUUGUACCUUCCUUUCCAAAGGCUACAAUAACCAUUUUGUCCCUUAAUAUGUAUUUCCAUACAUACCUUGAAAUGCACCGUUAAGUCGGCAAUUAUGUUUUGUAUUUUCACCCCAAUCCCGCUUGGUUAUGAGUUUAAAAUUUUACAGACGGUCCUGAUGUCCUGUAAAAAAAAUCAGGGAUAAAAAGAAAUGGACGGUUCGCACGGGACUACAUUUCACAGAUUAAAAUUCCGAAAACACUUGUUUAAGUGGUGAAUUUUAGGGCUUUAGUUGCAAUCAGUGUAUCCAAUGGACUGAUAAACCUGAGCCUUGAAAAAAAAGACAUGAAAGAUAUUAGAAGAAUAUCCUGCAUUUCAGCACUCCGUGGGCUCAAUAUCACACCUUGGUCCACCUAAUCUUUCACAGAUUGAAGUGAAAACAUACCAUUAUAGUGUCAGAGCAACACACUUUUUGAUCAACUGUCUGAUGGUACUCUUUUGUAAAUGAGGAUUGAAGGUUAUGCAUUUUAGUUAAGGCAUUUGCAGACUGACCAUAACCCUGUAGUCCUUUAUUAGUCCUCUGCUUUACGAGGAUGAGGGUUUAGGCACAGGCCGUUUCUUGGGGAUCUCAAGUUGGCUCUUUCUUAACUGGUGCAGCACAGAUUUCACUUUUUGUUCAGGAAACGAAAAAAUAAAGAACAGAUUGUUCAUUGCCAACUGCUUUUAGCUGCUGUGCACAGUGAUCCCAGCUUGCACUGGCCGUAUAGAUACCCAUCUUCCAGUUCCCUGUGGAAGUCACUGGACAGCAUGCCUGAGGAGGGAACUAGAGGGGGUGUAUUGUGGUCUCACAGGCCCUAAUGUUCUGAAGAUCAAAGUCUUUUUUAACUUCAUAUGAUGUACUACAUAGACCUAACUGAGAGAAAAUGUUUAGAGACUAUGCAGCCUGUAUAAUGUGAAGCUAUUGAAAUAUGUAUUUAUAUUGAAGAUUAAUUGUAACAAAAUGUACCUUUUUAUCAAAACAUUCUGUUGUUGACACUUUAUUAUAUUCACAGAUCAUUCCUCUACCUAACUUCCAUAGUAUGUUUGGCUGGCAACCUUAAUCAUCAAUGAAUUCACCCACAUGGUAAUUAAAGACAGAGAGCUGAACCCCAACCUUUAAAAGAAACAGUUAAUGACUUUUGGAGAAAUUAAACAUGGGUACAAUAUUCUGCACUGCAUAUUGUAAAUGAGCAUGAGCCACCGACAGCAUUACUGCAACAACAGAAUUUCUUUGGAGAUCUCCCAGCUAAUAAAUCUAGAAGACUGCAUUUACAGCACAUAAGUUGAUUUGACAGGCAGUGGUACUCCAGUGGCUCUGCGCUUGUAAUGGUUAACGAAUUCCUAAUUCAAGUCUAUUAAAACAUAGAAGUGCAACUAUUGUAAAAUUAGCAGGUGCCAGGAGCUUUAUAGAAUCUACUCUGAAUUGGUUUAGGUAAACCCUCUCAGCCAAGUGGGGCUCCCAUUUGUGAAAGCAUUUAUAGUUAUAAAAGGUAGGUCUUUAAAAGUUACGGCAAGUCAAAAUAUUCUAGUGAUAGUGACUAGCUGAUGUUAAAGAAUCAGAAAAAACCAUUAACCCUCAUAAGGACACGUUGGAAAACUGACUUUCCUGGUAACCUGGGGUCCAAUCGGAUAUCUGUUAAAGCGACUGAGUAAUAGGCAACAAACUAAACUUAGGAGCUGCUUCAUGUCACAUGACUCAGCCUUAGUUUCAGUUUGCUGUUGUUUUGCUUAGGAACGUCUGUUCAGGACAUACGAUACAUCAUUGGAAAGCUCUAAUUCUGUUAUUACAGUGUCUAAGAUAUUCACACGAGAAGCUCAGGCCUGCCGAUACACUAUGCCUGGGGUCCAUACGGACCCCAAACCUAAAACAAUGUGUGAAAUUCAACCAGGCUACCUGGACUAGAAUUAUUCUUUGCAUAGUGUAACAAGAUGGGUGCCUGACAACUACCUAAAAGGAAACAAAAAUCAAGUCACUAGAUCCACAUAAUAACUGAUACUAAAGCACUGUGGUGUCCGAAUGGAUCCCACGUUACCUUAUGAAGGUUAAAUGCAAAUUAACAGCUGCUACAGACAAAGGGUGUGAAGACUUAUGCGAUCAAAACUUUCUGGGUUUUUUUUUUAUUUUUAAUUAUUUUUUGAAUAUUUCUAUAAUUGUUCUUUCACGUUGAAAGUGUAGAUGAUGUUGUGUAGAUCAGUGAAACAAACUCCUACUUUAAUGCAUUUUGAAUUGUGAAAAAUGUUCAAGGGUGUGAAGACUUUUUGAAGGCACUGUACUUCCAAGAAAAAAAAAAAGACAGAAUUUAACUUCAAUCAAAAGUUGCAAACCAGAUAUACAGUAUCAAAUGAAUUUUACUAAACACACAUUUAGGGAAGACUAACAUUGAUGUGGUUCUCUUCUAACAGCAUUUGUUAGAGCUUAUACAUAGCUCUAAUAAAAGUGAAAUGUAUUCUUACAUAUUAACUAGAUAAUACAUUAUGCAGGUGCUUUUAAAAGAAAAAACAAAAACACACACACAAAAAAACAUACAAGCAAAAAACAGUGAAAUGCUGAUCAUGAUUAAUGUGAAUUAUGAUGUAUAACAAGACAGCAAGAAACUCUGGAAAUAAAUAGUUUUCCUGAGCAUUCACAAUUACAUAGCACCUAAUCACACUGAAUGCGAUAAUGCACACUCGGAAGUACAUGCUAUUUAAAGCAAGAGACUUUGUAUGCAUGAUGAAUUUUGUUACACAGCAGUCUUCAUAUUUCCAGUUGUGCAAUUAAAUUGUCAAACCCUGUUCAUUAUUUUAUUAUUAGCAUUUUUUUUAAAGUUGUAAGGUCUUACUUUAUAUUAAAAUACAAAAAAAAAAAAGUAUUUCUGUUUUUUCUGACUAGAAUCUUUGUAAACAGCAAAAUGAUUGUCAUAGGUUUUCCAA